Auxenochlorella protothecoides is the source of this 3651-nucleotide messenger RNA. Its product is annotated as 5'-3' exoribonuclease 1. Gene Ontology annotation, cellular component: nucleus. NCBI's taxonomy places the organism in Eukaryota, Viridiplantae, Chlorophyta, Trebouxiophyceae, Chlorellales, Chlorellaceae. The record is from RefSeq and is a predicted model, not a curated record. Gene Ontology annotation, biological process: nuclear-transcribed mRNA catabolic process. Gene Ontology annotation, molecular function: RNA binding; 5'-3' RNA exonuclease activity. The transcript has 22 exons. Bases 1 to 3651 code for a protein of 1216 amino acids.
AUGGGCAUCCCCAAGUUCUACCGCUGGCUCAGCGAGCGGUACCCCUUGAUAAACCAGCCAGGGGGUGCCACGGUGGUCCCCAUCAUCGACAACCUUUACCUUGACAUGAACGGCAUCAUUCACAACUGCACGCACGGGAACAACCCGGACGUCAGACUGACAGAGGACGAAAUGAUCCUGCGCAUCUUCACGUACCUUGACAAGAUUUUCCACAUCGUCAAACCCCAGAAGCUGCUGUUCAUGGCUAUCGAUGGCGUGGCGCCCCGUGCCAAGAUGAACCAGCAGCGAUCGCGGCGAUUCAAGGCUGCCAAGGAAGCCGCCGCCGCUGCCGAGAAGGCCGAGAAGGCCGCCGCAAAGACCUCUGACGUCGCAGAGGACAGCAAGCCGCCCGUUUUUGACUCCAACUGCAUCACGCCCGGCACACCCUUCAUGGUGCGGCUGGGCGCCCACUUCCGCUUCUUUGUCCGCAAGAAGAUCGCCGAGGACGUGGCAUGGCGGCGACCCACCAUCAUCUUCUCAGGGCACGACGUCCCGGGAGAGGGAGAGCACAAGAUCAUGGAGCACAUCCGCUGGGCGAAACAGGCGCCCGGCUACCCGCCCAACACCCGGCACUGCCUCUACGGGCUGGACGCCGACCUCAUCAUGCUCUCCCUGGUCACCCACGAGCCCCACUUCUGCCUCCUGCGGGAGGUGGUGAGCUACACGGGCGGCGGCAAGGGCCAGCCCGCCAGGGAAGCCCUGGAGAACCCGGGAGAAAGCACGUUUGUCCUGCUGCAGAUCGGGCUCCUUCGCGAAUACUUUGAGCUGGAGUUUAAGCCUGCGCAGAAGAUGCCCUUCCCAUUCAGCGUCGAGCGGGUCGUGGACGACUUUGUGCUCUUCUGCAUGCUGAUCGGGAACGAUUUCCUGCCCCCCCUGCCCACCGUCGACAUAGCAGAAGGCUCCCUUGAAACCAUGUUUGACCUGUAUAAGGAGCUCCUGCCUGAGCUGGGUGGGUACCUGACCCAUGCCGGGAAGCUGCACAGGGGCAGGCUGGAGGUGUUCCUGCACAAGCUCGCCAACCUGGAGGCCAAGGUCCUGCAGGAGCGCGCACUUGAAGCACAGAGCCUCGACGACAAGAAGCGGAAGAAGGGGCCCGGCGAGACUCCCGCCUGGGCCUCGGAGCGUGUGGAGGGCCGGCGGCGGGAGGAGCGCGCCGCCGGUCCCAAUGCCCCCCCGGCCGGGGACGAAGUGCCCGAGCUCGGCCUGGGCCACGGCGGCCGUUUCGCGGCGCUGGCCUCUGGGCGUGGCCUGGAGCUGCUGGCUGCGGAAGCGCGGGACCUGUUCCUGAAGAGCGCCAGCGCGGAGGAGGCCGCGCUGGCGUGGAAGGAGCGGCUCUAUGUCACCAAGCUGGGCGUGGGCACGGACCCCGCGGCGCGGCGGGCGGUGGUGGAUGCUUACAUGCACGGCCUGCACUGGGUGCUGGAGUACUACUACCGCGGCGUGGCCUCCUGGAAUUGGUACUACCCUUACCACUACGCACCCAUGGCCUCCGAUCUGGUGGAUCUGGAGCAGGUGCGCAUCAGCUUCACCCAUGGCGAGCCGUUCCUACCCUACGAACAGCUGCUGGCGGUGCAGCCGGCAGCUUCCUGCCAGCUGCUCCCCGGCCCCUACCAGAGAUUCAUGCUGGACCCAGACUCGCCCAUCAACUUCUUCUACCCCAAAGAUUUUGUGGUGGACCUAGAGGGCAAGAAGGCGGAGUGGGAGGGCGUCGUCCUCAUCCCCUUCAUCGACGAGCAGAAGCUGCUGGCGGUUUCUCGCAGCAUCCCGCCCUCGGCGCUCACCCCUAUGGAGCAGACCUGCAACCAGCACGGGUCCAUGGUCAUCUUCAAGCAUGCGGGAGAGCUGACCGGCGAGACCUCCGACUGCAGCAGCACCCUCCCCGAAUCCUUUUCCAACGUGACGCUGUGCAAUUCCACGGUCACUCGCCAGCCCCCACUGCCCCCCUUCCCGCACGGACAACCCGGCUUCAUUCCCAAGAUCGUGCCGGGGACGAAGAUGGGCAAGCACGCGCCGAGCGGCUUUCCAACCCUCGGCACGCUCUCCGUGGCCGGCAAGAUUGAGAAUGCAAAGUGCUCGGUCUUUGGGAUGCACUCCAAGCGGCCCUCCCUCAUCCUGGCAAUCAAGGCCCCCGCCGUUGACGUGACGCCCACAGCCGAGACCCUGGCCCCUCACGUCAUUGGAAGCCGGGUCUGGAUCCGCUGGCCAUAUUUGACAGAGGGGCUCAUCUCAUGCAUCGGGGACGAGACCGGCAGGGUGCCCGCUGCGGGGGCCCCGGUGAUCGUGGACCCAGCGUGGAAGGAGAAUGUGGAGGCCCAGAGGAUCGAGUUCCUGGAGAAAAGGGGCGUGGACAUCGGGCCCAGCCCCCUGUGGGUGGAAGUGCGUCCGCUGGAGGUGCUGGUGCGCCACGCCGACGGCAGCUUCGCCAAGAGCUUCGCGGAGAAGGGGGAAAUGGUGCCGCUGCAGCUGGCACUGCGGAGCAACCCCUCCCCCGACCCCCGCUUCGACCCGGACGCGCUGCAGGCGGGCGCGGCGCUGUUCGAGCCCGGCAGCCGUGCGGUGGUCGGCAAGGGGCCCUACUACGGCUGCCUGGCGCGGGUGCUGGGCCCGGGCGCCGGAGGGGAGGUCGGGCCGGGACCGCGGCGCGCGAUGAGCGUCAGCGUCGAGCCGCCGCCCCCCACCGCCGCCAGCGCGGCCAAGACCGCGCUGGCGCUGCUGGGAGGGGGGGCGCCGCGUUACUGCCCCGCCCACCAGGCGGCCAAGCAGGUCGGCAUCAGCCCGAGCGCCCUGGGCCGGAUCGCAGGCUCGCUGUACCUUGUGAUUGGGGAGAGCAGGAGGGACCGGCUGGACGUCGGCCUCUGCGUGCGGAAUGCCAAGCUGGGCCUGUGCGUCCCGGAUGCGGUGAGGUUUGUGCCGCCCAAGCAGCCGCCGCCGCGGCCGCAGGCUGUGGGGGAAGGGCCCCCGGCGCCCGUGCCCAAAGGAUCUUGGGAGUACUCCGAGGCGCUGAUCAAGCUGCUGAAGUCGUACAAGGUCAAGGCCCCCUGGCUGUGGGCCGCCGUGGAGCAGGAUGCCAAGGCCUUUGAGCUGGACGCCUCCAGGGUCUGCCCCGGCGAGACGCCCGAGGAGCGCCUGGCCGCCGCGGAGGGCCUGCACGCCUGGCUCAAGCGCCAGCCCAUGGCCCGGCGGCCCCUGGUGUCGCAGGACGCGGCCGUCGCGCCGGAGGCGGCGCUGGGCCACCGCGUGGUCGCGCUGGGGGGCACGGGCGUGCCGCCCUUUGGCGCGCGCGGCAGCGUCACCGCCCUCCUCCCCACCGCGGUGGAGGUGGUGUUCGACGGGCCCUUCGCCGGCGGCUCGGACCUGGGCGGGCGCACGCCGCGUGCCGGCAACCUGCAGCAGCUGUUUGCCGGGCUGGCCGUCGCCGCGGCCGGGCCGUGCGCCCCGACUGCAGGCGACGCAGGCACCAGCGACGUGAUUGCCGGUCAGAGUGUCACGACUCCGGCGGCCGGGUCCCUGUGGCUCGAGGUCAUCGAAGUGUGCCUGUCCAGCGUGUUACAGGAAAACCGGGGCAUGGAGCUGAAUGUAAAAAGGGCAGGCGUGGACGUGAAUUGCUUGUAA